CUUCGUCUGACAUGCAAUUUGCAUAACUAGACCAUAACUGUAACCACUCGAUGCGGUGAAUGCCCAUAGUCUUGAUCGAAGAGUGCCUUUGAAGCCAUCGACAGAAUGUGCACGAACUGUAAGUCUUACAUUUCUGAAUAGCUGCAAGAGUGUUCGUACAGAUAAGGUUGAUGUGAACAUCAAGGAAGGUGUAAAGGGACAGCGCACAGUGACUGUAUUUCUUGUUUGGAUGUCCGCUAAAUACACCAGUUAUAGUUCUGGCCAGAACAAUCGAUAGGAAAGUGUAUCUAGUACUUCUCCCGAAGAAAGCUAAUUGAUUGAUAGGCCAAAUAUAUCAACCACAUUAUAUUGGUUGAUGUCGAAUAUGCUCCAUUAUUGACAACAAGAUGUGAAUCGUAUGAGCAUAUGGAGUACUAAUCAUCCCACAAGUCCAUUCCAUGUGAAAUCAAGCUUUUCCAAGCCUCGGACUGUUUUUCUCCAUCCACACUUCAAGUGUUCCAACAUGUUAUAUCAGGUAACGUCAUAUUCAGAACAUGGACAUCAUCACUUGAGUGAAUCUAUCAAUACAUAAUAACCUGUUCUUCUUCAAUCUACCCCCUCGACCCUUUUAAUCAUUACAUGGUUCAAGCCGUCAAACGAAAUCUCAAUCCCCUCAAAUACAACAAUCUUACAUCAACCCCACACAAUCAUAACAACCUCCGAAUCCCCUCACUAACCACUCGACAACAAUCAACCAUGUCAUCCCGCAAUCAUACACAUCAAAAACACAUCUCCUCCCACCACAAACGUACCAAACCCAAUGAGAAACAUCCCCAGUUCGGCCAUCUACCCCUCAGCACCAGCGGUCCAUUAGAAUGUGCUCUUACGGGUACCGCACUCCUCAACACGCCAUAUCUGAAUAAAGGAGCGGGUUUUCCAGCAGAUGAACGAAGAUCCUUCAAGUUGACGGGUUUGUUGCCGUCGAGCGUAUCGACUUUGGAUCAACAGGUUAAGAGAGCUUAUGAGCAGUAUAGUUCAAGAGACAGUGAUUUGGCCAAGAAUACUUUUAUGACUUCGUUGGCCGAUCAGAAUGAGGUUCUUUAUUACAGAGUGAGUUUUCUAUUUUUAUUAGUCACACGAUAUCUGGCUGGGCUCUUCUAGUGAUACACAUUUUGGACUUUUUGAGUAUCACGGGAAAUAUGAUACAUAUCUGAAUUUAGACACAAGAGACAGCUAUUCUAAUUCAUGAUAGUUAAUUCAAGAACAUAUGAAGGAAAUGUUCUCCAUUAUUUAUACACCAACAGAAGGCGAGGCAAUUGAGAACUAUUCUAGAGUAUUUAGAAGACCUGCUGGUUGCUUCCUCAAUAUCGAUGAUACGGAUCGUGUUCAUGAUGAUUUGGCCCAAUGGGGUGGACCAAAUGAUAUUGAUUAUAUCGUUGUUACUGGUAUGUGAAGUACAUCACAUUUAUAACAACGGUGCUAAUACUCCAUAGAUGGAGAAGAAAUUCUCGGAAUUGGUGAUCAAGGAGUUGGUGGUGUCUUGAUCUCAGUCGCAAAGCUAGUCCUCACAACGCUUUGUGCUGGUAUUCAUCCAAAUCGAACACUCCCAGUUGUAUUGGAUUGUGGAACCGAUAAUGAGAAGCUUCUCAAUGAUGAUUUGUAUCUCGGCUUGAAAAAGCCCAGAGUAAGGGGAAAAGAGUACGAUGAUUUUGUGGACAAAUUCGUCCAAAAUGCUAGAAAGCUUUAUCCUAAGGCUUAUAUCCAUUUUGAGGAUUUUGGUCUUCCAAAUGGUACGCACGAUUUCCUUCAACUCUAGAAUUAACACUAACAAUUACACAGCCCGAAGAAUUCUUGACAGGUAUCGUCCUGAAAUGGCAUGCUUCAACGAUGAUGUUCAAGGAACUGGAUGUGUAACACUCGCAGCUAUGAUGGCAGGUCUUCACGUGAGCAAAAUCAAGCUUGAAGACACUCGGAUCGUAGUCUUCGGUUCCGGUACAGCCGGAACAGGAAUCGCAGACCAAGUUCGCGAUGCCAUUGCAGCCGAUAGUGGAAAAUCCAAGGAAGAAGCCGCCAAACAAAUCUACUGCGUUGAUAAACCCGGUCUACUCCUAAAGUCACACGGUGACAAACUCACUCAUGCACAAAUCCCAUAUGCUCGCGAAGAUUCCGAAUGGGAAGACAAAGACCACAGAAAUCUUCUCGAAGUAAUCAAAACAGUAAAACCACACAUCCUAAUCGGAACAUCCACGCAACCAAAAACCUUCACCAAAGAAAUCAUCCAAGAAAUGGCCUCCCACGUCGAACGACCCAUCAUCUUCCCCCUCAGCAACCCAACCCGUCUCCACGAAGCCGACCCAAAAGAUAUAAACGAAUGGACCAAAGGCAAAGCCUUAAUCGCCACCGGCUCUCCCUUCCCACCCGUCAAAUACGAAGAUCACGAAUACGAAGUCGCAGAAUGUAAUAACUCGACCUGUUUCCCCGGCAUAGGACUCGGAUGCGUUCUCUCCCGUACAAAACUACUAAGUGAUAAAAUGCUAGUCUCCGCCGUCAAAGCACUAGCUUCUCAAAGUCCAGCGUUGAAAAAUCCAGAUAAGGGUUUAUUACCCGAUGUUGCAGAUGUUCGUGAAAUUAGUGUUCAUAUCGCUAAAGCCGUUAUAAGAUGUUCGGUUGAGGAAGGUCUGGCGCAGGAAAAGGGUAUUCCGGGUAAUGAUGAGGAUUUGGAGGAAUGGAUUAGAGAACAGAUGUGGGAUCCGGUUUAUAGACCGUUGAAAUUGGUGGGGAAGGAAAAGGCUAGUAGACAUGCGAGUGGGAAGAGUGGAACUGCUGAUUAGGGGUUUUUGUGGGUUGAGUUGAGUUGAGCUGUGUUCUUUUCGUGGAUUGCUCUUUUCUGUAUUAUGAUUUCAUUAUAAUUAUGGUUAUGCUAGCAUCCUGACUUGAUAAUGAAUACUUACUUGAUCAUAACCUGCCAUGCAAUCA
This is a messenger RNA of Sclerotinia trifoliorum, 2955 nucleotides long. NCBI's taxonomy places the organism in Eukaryota, Fungi, Ascomycota, Leotiomycetes, Helotiales, Sclerotiniaceae. The record is from the annotation of a GenBank genome assembly.